UCCGGAAAACGUGUGUUGAGAAAAUCUAGUGCGUGUUCGUGUACACCGUGCUGAAUACAUGUGGCGUGCAAUCUGAACUACUGAGUUUAGAUACUGAAAAGUGACUCUAGAAGAGACACUUACAUUAUUACCAUUUCUGUCCAUACCACUUUGUAAGUAGGUGUCAGUCAUGGGCAGGAAAUUGGACCCCACUAAUCAGGUUAAGCGAGGACCAGGACGCAAGACCAGGAAACAGAAGGGAGCAGAGACCGAGCUGUCCAAGUUUAUAACAGACGAGGAUGAAUCUAAAAGGUUGUCUAGCCGAGGCAGAAAACGAGCUGCAAAAAGAGCUCAGACUGCCAAAGAACCCAAGACUGCCAAAGAACCCAAGACUGCCAUUACCGAAAAGAAGCCUAAAAAAGGUUUCACGGAUGCGAACAGUAAGUGGCUGACACCAGCCAAGCUUAAACGCAAAAUUGACCAGGUGGAGGAUGAAGACGACAGUGAAAGUGAAUGGGAACUAGAAGAGGAUGAGGAGGACAAAGGAAAGAAAAAGGUAGAAGGUGGUGAUGAAGACAAUGAAGAUGGCAGUGGUGAUGGUGAAAAUGACGACGACGAUGAUGAUGAUGAUCUGGUGGAUGAUUACGGGGCAGAAAGUGGUGAAGAGGAAGAUGGGGAGGAGCUGCUUCCUAUUGAGAAAGCUGCUCGUAAACAAAAGGCAUUGAAAGAAGCUUUAGAGCAGGAGAGUGAUGAUGAAGAAGACGACGAUGAUGAUGAUGAUGACGACGAUGAUGAAGAUGAGGUUGAUGAACAAAAAGAAGGCGAGAUGGAAGGCGAUGACGCAUUACAGAUCAACAUGGAUGAGAUGGACAAAUUUAUACUACCUGGAGCAGAGGAAAGACAGAAAGAAGGAAUCCUUCCUUUAGACCUGCAGACCAUACACCAGAGGAUAAAGGAUAAUGUCGACGUUCUCACCCACUUUGCCGAAAAGAGGGAGGAGGGGAAGGAGAGGUCAGAAUACCUCACCCUGCUGAAGUCCGACCUCUGCAUAUACUACAGCUAUAAUGACUACCUUAUGGGCAAACUCAUGGACCUCUUCCCCUUGUCUGAACUGGUUGACUUCCUCGAGGCCAACGAAAUCCAUCGACCUGUCACCAUUAGAACCAACACACUGAAGACGAGGAGAAGGGACUUGGCUCAGGCUCUCAUCAACAGAGGGGUGAAUCUGGACCCACUGGGAAAAUGGUCAAAAGUGGGCUUGGUCAUUUUCGACUCCUCUGUCCCCAUUGGUGCAACUCCUGAGUACCUGGCAGGGCAUUACAUGCUUCAGGGAGCGUCCUCUCUCCUACCUGUCAUGGCACUCUCUCCCCAGGAGGGGGAGUCUAUCCUCGACAUGAGUGCUGCUCCUGGAGGCAAAACCACAUAUAUGGCCCAGCUAAUGAAAAACACAGGAAUCAUCGUGGCUAAUGAUGCGAAUGCAGGCCGAUUGAAGAGUGUGGUGGGAAACAUGCACCGGCUGGGCGUCACAAACGCCAUCAUCUGCAAUUACGAUGGCAGGCAGUUCCCUAAGGUAAUGGGAGGAUUUGACAGGGUGUUGCUGGACGCCCCGUGUGCUGGUACUGGGGUCAUCUCCAAAGACCCUUCAGUGAAGACCAAUAAGGACGAUGCAGACAUCCUGCGCUCUGCGCAUCUGCAGAAGGAGCUCCUCCUGUCUGCCAUCGACUCUGUGAACGCAGAAUCUCAGACGGGCGGUUACCUGGUCUACUGCACCUGCUCCAUCACGGUGGAGGAGAAUGAGUGGGUGGUGGACUACGCUCUGAAGAAGAGACACGUGAGACUGGUAAAGACCGGCCUGGACUUCGGCAAAGAAGGUUUCACCAGAUUUAAAGAGCGACGCUUCCACCAGUCAUUGAACCUCACACGGCGCUUUUACCCUCACCUGCACAACAUGGAUGGCUUCUUCGUGGCCAAGUUCAAGAAGAUCUCCAACACCAUUCCAACUGCCACUACAGAGGAAGAGGCUGAGCCUGCUGAGGAGGAGGUGUCUGUGCCAGCUGAGGAGGGCUCUGCAGGGGAAGACGACAAAGAGAAGCCCAGCAAACCUCAAAAGGGGAAGCCCAAGUCAGUCAAGCCGUCAGCCAAGCCUCAGAAACCCCCACAAAGUAAAGGCCAACCAGGCAAAGCUAAUGGCAAAGCUAAUGUCAAGGCUAACGGCAAAGCUAACGGCGUGGCAGCGAAACCAGCUGAUGGAAAGAAACUGGGCUCUCUGAAGAAGAAAGACAACGCGAGUGGACCCAAAAAAGCUAAAAUAGCCAAGGUCGACAGAGAGGUUGUGAAGAAAGGUGACGAGGUCACAAAGGAGAAGGUUAACCAGGAGGGUGGCGUGACCAAGAGCGAGCCAGGGGUUGAGAAAAAAGAUGGCAGCAGAUUUGAAAAGAAGAGCAUGAAAAAGAAGCAUAAAAAUCCCGUAAAGAAGAACAGAAUAGGGAAAAAUAAAUUUAAGAAGCUGAAGAAACUGAUCACUCAAGAGGAUACCAUGCUGUAAAGCAAGGCCGUAGACUGAUGGUUUGAAAGAGCUGGUGCAAAUCCUGGCCUGGUUUGGCAUUUGGGUCUGUUAUGGUUGUAGUCAGUUUGAGUGGAGCCAGACUGAACUAAGAUCUUCUGUGGCUGGGACUCACUGAAACCUGUUCACUGUCAGUCCCUCCGUACCUUCUCCUUGUGACCUUUAAGGACUGCCAAUGGACUUAUGUGAUCAACAAGUUACAACUGUGUGAAUCCCUCCACAGUGGAACAUUUUCUUAUUAAUAUGUUUAUUUUUUAAUAUCUUUUUCCCUGGAAUAUGAGUGUUAUGUAUGGAUCUGUAAUAUCAGAAUUAUACAGUGAGUUAAUAAACUCAGUGGUCCUAA
Clupea harengus (Atlantic herring) is the source of this 2885-nucleotide messenger RNA. RefSeq names its product NOP2 nucleolar protein homolog (yeast) (gene nop2). Lineage: Eukaryota; Metazoa; Chordata; Actinopteri; Clupeiformes; Clupeidae. Gene Ontology annotation, biological process: rRNA base methylation; maturation of LSU-rRNA. The record is from RefSeq and is a predicted model, not a curated record. Gene Ontology annotation, molecular function: rRNA (cytosine-C5-)-methyltransferase activity; RNA binding. Gene Ontology annotation, cellular component: nucleolus.